Pseudopipra pipra is the source of this 4545-nucleotide messenger RNA. RefSeq names its product solute carrier family 22 member 15-like. The record is from RefSeq and is a predicted model, not a curated record. Gene Ontology annotation, biological process: transmembrane transport. Bases 1849 to 3597 code for a protein of 582 amino acids. Gene Ontology annotation, cellular component: membrane. Lineage: Eukaryota; Metazoa; Chordata; Aves; Passeriformes; Pipridae. The transcript is spliced from 12 exons. Gene Ontology annotation, molecular function: transmembrane transporter activity.
GAACUUUGGAGAGGCUUUUAAAACUCUUUGAAGGGUGACUGACCUGCCUUGGGGGUUCUGCCAUGGAACCUGAAGCUGAUUUACACUGAAAUGGAACUUACCCUGGGAAAGGCAACUUGAAAAUGGUACAGUGUUACCCGUUUGAGAUGUUUGGUUCAGAGUAAACUCAAAUUGAGAUGUUUCCUGUCCCAAAGGAUACACCUUCCUGGGGAACUGCUGGACAGCAAACUGAUUUGAGUUUGUAUUUCCUAGGCAGAGUUCCUGUGGUGACCCAGAGAAGGAAGGUGUCCUUCUCAAACAGCUCAAAUAAGCUGUUAACACUCCUCCCAAAACCCAAUCCAAAACCUCAGUGACCAUGUUCUCUGGACCUUGUUUGCAAGGCUCCUGACUUACUGCCUCAAAGGAAAGAAUUGCUUAAUAAUGUUAAUUGAGGAGAAAGAUUUGAGAGACAGUGGCAAUAAAUAUAAGCAUUAUGAAAAUUCAUCUGACUGUAAGGGACCUUGCAGUGAUUCAGUUCCUGAUGUCAGAGCAGUUCAUGCAGUACAAACCCCCUGGCAAAAAAUUGUGGAUGUCAGAAAACAAUGCUGACCUUUUCUCCUUCAUUUGUUCAGCUGAUGUUUAGCAGGUAGCAGGAACAUUCCUGAAUGUGGGCUGAAACCCUGUCCCGCUGUGUAACGUGAUGUUGGUGAGACCCACUCAGGGAAUCAUUACCUGAUGAUUCUAAAACAGUGCUGGUAUGUAUGUCUUAGGCUGAAAUGUUAAAGGUGAAGCAGAUGCAGCAGCAAUGGGGACAGGUUUUUUUGGGCUCUUUUUUUUGAGUCCUUGGGCAUUGUGUGUUCUCCACACUAACAUGAGAAAACAGAUGUUGGAAUAUGAGGGGAAACCAAAUAGGUCUUGUAAAAUCAGUAGAGUUCCAAAAUUACUGUUGUCCUUUCUGUAGCUGUAUUCAGGAACGGAACAGGAGCCUGUCUUAUGUCUGCCCGCCUUUGCCAAGGUUCAGUGACAGAUUGCGCUGUCUGAAUUAGGGCAGGAAUCACAAAAGCAGCUGGAGCAGAGACUACAAGGACCUCAAAACGCAGGAUUUCACUGCUAUCUGCCAAUGUACAGUGACUAUGUGGAUGAGGAAGCUUAGAAAUUAUUUAGAAACUUCCUUUUUUCCAGGCUGUCCCAGUUCCAAGGUAAGCAGCACUUUGACCCUCACCUGUUCCUGGGCAACAAACUCAUUCUGUUGCGUGGCACCUGCUGCUUCCUCGGGGAGCUGUGCUGUGACAACCAAUCUUUCUACUAAUUUUAGUUCUCCUGGAAUAAGAAUACUAAGGGGAGGUCAUCCUAACUUACUGCUUCAAAGGAUUUCUUGAUCGGGCCGAGGAGAAAGACUUAAAACCCCAAAGCAAAACUAAAACCCUGUACAAAGUUAGUGUAAUAGUAAAAGCUGCACCUUCAAACGUAAUGGUAGGAAAAAUGCAAAUGUAACUGUGUGUUAGAGUCUUGAAGAAAUUGCACCAAACAAGGCUGGUCACUGUGCUUUUGUCAAACACCUUAAUUAAUGAUAGUUAAUGUCUCUAUUCUUAAUACUAGACUUGCCAACUUGAAAGGAGUUUCUCCUGCUCUCCUGCUGUCUAUAGGGUGUGGAGCUUUUUAGUGUCACCCUGCAAACUAGAUGAAAGCCACAGGGUGAAGAGAGCAUUUAUGGUAGUUCACAUUGUUAAUUGAAUUGGCAGGGCAGCCUCCUAGUUCAGUAGGUGCCGAAUUACCACAUGACCAGAGACAGCAGCCCGGGGAAAAGGCUACUGAGCAAAGUUAACCUUUGGUAGCAGCCUGCAAUUAUCUAGUCUAGAUGAAAUCCUGAUGAAAAACACUGCUUCUCUUAAAAUCCAGGCUAUGAAAGAGGGAGAGCCGCUCCCGUUUUCAGACAGCUCUUGGAACAACUGCCGGGCUGUUCUGCUCUCCUCCGGGGUGUCUCCCGCAGCACCCCGUGAUUGCCUGUUUGCUGGAGAGGAGAUGUGGCCAUAUCUCGGAGCAUCCUGCCUGGACCCGCCUCCUGCCUUGGCAGCCUUUUCUUCCUGCAGCGUGGGGAGGCUUUUCCCCACCGCCUGGCGCGGAUGCCCCGCGCUCCGCCCGCCCCGUUCUGCGGCUGUGGCGGAGCUCUCGUUCCAAACCCCCCCGACAGUCCUCGCUGGGCCGCGGCCGGUCCUGCCCCCGCACCGGCAGCGGGUAUACGUGGCUUGCCAGUCGAUGCUUAUUGUGCUCGUGGGAGCUGUGCCCAGGUACCACAUAGACCAGGAGGGAAUUCCAGCGAGCAGAGCUGAGCUUGCCAAGCACAUCCAUUUUGCCAGCAACUUCACAUCCAUCGUCACUGAGUGGUACCUAAUUGACCGAGAAGCCUACAAAGUAAGCCUUGCAUCAUCCCUGUUUUUUGCUGGACUGCUCAUUGGAAAUAUCACAUUUGGCCCUUUGUCAGAUAAACUGGGCAGGAAACCAGUGUAUAUCUCAGGUCUCUUUUUUGAUGUCAUUUUUGGGUAUGUCACAGCCUUAGCUCCAAAUUAUGACAUAUUUGCGGUUUCACGGUUUUUUGUUGGAAUCGUGAAUGGUGGAAUGGCUCUUGUGUCUUUUGUCCUAACACAGGAAUAUGUAGGAAAAUCAUUUUGGUCAUUUACAGGUUCAUUAACUAAUGUGACAUUUGCAGUUGGCAUUGCUGUUUUUGCUUUGCUGGGUUACUGUAUCAGAGAGUGGCGCUACCUCGCCUUGGUGUCGAACACUCCCGGAGUCUUCUUCCUCCUCCUCUCUUUCAUGCUCCCAGAAUCUCCACGGUGGCUGUACUCCCAAGGGAAAACAGCAGAAGCUGAAGACGUGUUGCAAUAUAUUGCCCUUUGUAAUGGAAAAGAAAGAUUAAAUCUAAAAUUGAAACCAAGUGCAGGAACUCUGAGGAAGGAUGAGUUGGCACCUGGAAUCCUGAACUUGGUGAAACAGCCGGUCCUUCGGUGGCGAACCAUCCUUCUGAUGUACAUCUGGUAUGUCUGCAGCUUUGUGUACUAUGGACUAACUUUAAAUGCUGGUGAAUUAAGAGGAAAUCUCUAUUUAAACGUGGCUCUUUCUGGUCUUGUAGAAGUUCCAGCAUUUCCUCUCUGCAUGUUUUUCAUUGAGAAAUCCUGGUCUGGAAGACGUAAAACCAUGACGUGUUUUCUGACAUUUGCAGGACUUGCCUGUGUGUUUACCAUGUUUUUACCAACAAAUGCUGGUCUCCUCCUGGGUCCCACUUUGUUAGCUCUGUGUGGAAAAAUGAUGGUCAGUGCUGCUUUCAACAUCCUGUAUAUUUAUACAUCUGAGCUGUACCCAACAGUGCUGAGAAAUGCUGGCUUGGGUGUCUGCUCCAUGUCUUGCAGAUUUGGGGGCAUUUUGGCUCCAUUUGUGCCAUCUAUGAAGUCUCUCAGUCCUUCUAUACCGUUCGUGGUGUUCGGAAUCACUGGACUAUCUGCAGGAUUCCUGACUCUUCUUCUGCCAGAAACACUAAAUAAGCCAAUUGCUGAGAGCAUCGACGACCUCCAGAGUCCCAGAUACCAAGUGCUUAAAAAUGAAGAGGCAGAGCAAAGCAGUUAGAAGAAAACACUUGAGUUUGAGACCUGUCUGGUGGAAAAUGAAGCCUCCAUUGAGAAGAUGCUGUAACAGCUGAAGGGCAAAGUGCUGCUCCCUGUGUCUGACAGGAAACAUUCUAGGACUCAUGUAUAAUGCUGUUUGUAGCAUGUUGAACAGCUCUGUGUGGAGGCACACUGAGAAGAUGGAAGGAGUUGAUCAAAGCUUGUGAGAAAAGAGCUGACAAAUCUGUGCAUUAAUUUAAUGACUUAACAAAAGCCCACUUCAGAGGUUUGGACUUCUCUACAGCUUCUUGAAGUGAAGUAUUAAUUUAUUUUACAGGACGUAAUUGCCAGCUUCAGAUGAAGCUAUGAUGUUGUAAUUGAAGUGAUGUAUAAUUUAAAAUUUAGAUGGCCUAUAUAUUCUGUCAAGCUGGAAAUGUGAAAAGGAGCAGCAUCCUGUAUAUGCUAAUUUUCUCUACAGGUUUUUUGCCUCUACAGUGUAUACCUCACAGUGUGAAGAGACCAAAGAUCUGUGUGGGUUGUUGGCCUUAUGUCUAGCAUAAGAAACCUGAGCAGGAGAUCUGAAAGGAGAAUAAAUGGAUUCUGUUGUGGGAGACAGCAAGUUUUUGUUGGAGAAGAUGCCUUAAAUGAAAAAUAAUACUAUAUUGGAAAAAUUGUCAGGACUUGAAGAGGUGCAUUUAAAGGAGAGGAUGAGUAACCUUUUAGACAAAGGUUAUUAAGUUCUAGCUGUACAUGUGGAAUGAGAAAUUAUUGAGCAUGAGUUAUAUAUUGUAUAAUAUAUGUAGUAAUAUAUAAUCCCAUAUAUUUCACAUAUCAGUUGGAAAUUCUUCCUGCAAGGGAACAGUGUUUGGUUAACAGUUAAUAUAUUUACGUUGGAAUAGAUGUAUCACAACUGUUACAGAUUUUUUUUAUGGCAAACACAAUUUUGUUAUUAAAAAGACAAUUAUUUUAA